AAAAGUAGAGCAGCCAGCUGCGUUGGGAUCUCGGUUGGUGUUGCUCUAACCAGCCUUCCCUCGACCCAAACUCUAGCCGCCACGACCCUGCGCCGCCGGCCGCCCCUCCCUUCCUUCCUACUCCAAGUCGUCGCUGCCCGAUCCAACGCCGCCGGCACGCCUUCGAAUCCGGGUUUACAGCGACGAGGGGGACCGAGGAGAUGAGGCUGGUCGGCCUGACAGGCGGGAUCGCGUCAGGGAAGAGCACCGUGUCCAACCUCUUCAAGGACGCUGGCGUCCCCGUCGUCGACGCCGACAUCGUUGCUCGGGAUGUAGUGCGGAAAGGCACCGGAGGUUGGAAGAAGAUUGUAAAAGCCUUUGGGAAUGACAUUUUAUUGGAAAAUGGGGAAAUUGACAGAGCUCGCUUAGGACAAAUUGUAUUUUCUGACCCGUCAAAACGUCAACUUCUAAACCGUCUUCUGGCACCACAUAUUUCUUCUGGCAUUUUCUGGGAGAUAGCAAAACUAUGGAUGAAAGGAUGUAAGGUUAUCAUCCUUGACAUCCCCCUGUUGUUUGAGACAAAGAUGGAUAGAUGGACAAAUCCAGUCAUUGUUGUAUGGGUUAAUCCAGAGACCCAGAUUGAGAGGCUCAUAUCAAGAGAUGGGUCCUCUGAAGAACAAGCUCGGAACAGGAUAAAUGCGCAACUUGCACUUGACUGGAAGAAGUCGGAAGCGGACAUAGUGAUUGACAAUUCUGGCUCACUGGAUGAGACCAAAGAACAGUUCCAAGAAGUGUUGAGGAAAGUCUCUGAGCCCUUAACAUGGAAGGAACGUUUGAGAUCUAGAGAUGGCCUGUUCUCUGUUGUCCUAUGUACAGCAGUGGGGGUAUUACUUGCCCAGAAGAAUCUGCUAUGAGCUUUAGUUAUAUGUCGUUUUAGAGGACUGGCAUGGUUUCGCUUGUCUAAUUUCUUACAGUCUGGAAACUGAAGUGCAGCUUUUGAAACUUUUAGCGAUGAAAUGAAUUUCGUAAGAUAUAUAUGUUCUCGGUACAAAUUACUACAAUAAUACAAUGCACAUAGCAUGCUUCGGUGUA
Messenger RNA from Phragmites australis (common reed), 1071 nucleotides. RefSeq names its product dephospho-CoA kinase. NCBI's taxonomy places the organism in Eukaryota, Viridiplantae, Streptophyta, Magnoliopsida, Poales, Poaceae. The transcript is spliced from 4 exons. Gene Ontology annotation, biological process: coenzyme A biosynthetic process. Bases 201 to 893 code for a protein of 230 amino acids. Gene Ontology annotation, molecular function: dephospho-CoA kinase activity; ATP binding. The record is from RefSeq and is a predicted model, not a curated record.